AUGCAAGCUGAGCCGGGCGGAUGGAGUCAGUGCUGCCGGAGCGAAAUUGGAGCUGGCGAGAAGGCCGAGGCUCCAGGGAAACUCGCUCCACAGUCCAGUCAAAUUGGAGCUGGCGAGAAGGCCGAGGCUCCAGGGAAACUCGCUCCACAGUCCAGUCAAAUUGGAGCUGGCGAGAAGGCCGAGGCUCCAGGGAAACUCGCUCCACAGUCCAGUCAAAUUGGAGCUGGCGAGAAGGCCGAGGCUCCAGGGAAACUCGCUCCACAGUCCAGUCAAAUUGGAGCUGGCGAGAAGGCCGAGGCUCCAGGGAAACUCGCUCCACAGUCCAGUCAAAUUGGAGCUGGCGAGAAGGCCGAGGCCCCAGGGAAACUCGCUCCACAGUCCAGUCAAAUGGAGCUGGCGAGAAGGCCGAGGCCCCAGGGAAACUCGCUCCACAGUCCAGUCAAAUUGGAGCUGGCGAGAAGGCCGAGGCUCCAGGGAAACUCGCUCCACAGUCCAGUCAAAUUGGAGCUGGCGAGAAGGCCGAGGCUCCAGGGAAACUCGCUCCACAGUCCAGUCAAAUUGGAGCUGGCGAGAAGGCCGAGGCCCCAGGGAAACUCGCUCCACAGUCCAGUCAAAUUGGAGCUGGCGAGAAGGCCGAGGCUCCAGGGAAACUCGCUCCACAGUCCAGUCAAAUUGGAGCUGGCGAGAAGGCCGAGGCUCCAGGGAAACUCGCUCCACAGUCCAGUCAAAUUGGAGCUGUAUGUAUACACCUGUUCUGAAAUGCCCCAGAGUCUGCACCACCACCAAGCAAACGGCACCAUGAAGACCAAGGAGCUCUCCAAACAGGUCAUGGACCAAGUUGUGGAGAAGUACAGAUCAGGGUUGGACACGUCAUCAUCAUCAUCGGCUAAAGAAGGCAGCAGGCAGUACCAGGACAGUAACAUGCAGAAGUUGGUGCAUGACCUCACCAGUUGUCUGGAACAGCGUCUGGACACUAAGCUGCUUCUCUAUGACCUGUGUACCAUCAUCAAAACAGCCACGAAAGCAGAUGGAUUUGCCCUUUAUUUCAUGGGAGAAUGUAACAAUAGUGUGUGUUUGUUUAAACCAACGGUGGCUGAGGACGGUCCUCCCACCCUCAUCCCAGCUGGCCCGGUCACGUUUGGGACCACCAUCGCCACACACGUGGCCACAACACGCCAAACUCUGCUAGUAAAGGACAUCACAGGGGACCAGCGUUUCCCAGAAGGCACAGGUCAGGACUCAGACUCAGGGAUUCAUGUUCAUUCUGUCCUGUGCCUCCCCAUUCUCACGGCCAUCGGUGACCUCAUAGCUAUCCUGGAGCUGCAUCGGCACUGGGGCAACGAGCCCUUCAAUACCAGCAACCAGGAGGUUGCGACAGCGUGUUUAGCAUGGGCAUCUGUAGCUAUUCACCAAGUACAGGUGUGCAGAGGCCUAGCCAAACAGACGGAGCUCAAUGACUUCCUGCUAGAAGUGUCAAAAACGUACUUUGACAACAUUGUGGCAAUAGAUUCUCUACUUGAACACAUAAUGAUAUAUGCAAAAAACCUGGUGAAUGCGGACAGAUGUGCCCUGUUCCAGGUGGACCACAAUAACAAAGAACUGUACUCAGACCUGUUCGACAUCGGGGAGGAGAACGAGGGCAAACCUGUCUUCAGGAAAACCAAAGAGAUUAGGUUUUCUAUAGAGAAAGGUAUAGCGGGCCAAGUGGCACGGACGGGGGAGGUCCUUAACAUCCCAGACGCCUAUGCAGACCCACGCUUUAAUAGAGAGGUGGACCUCUAUACGGGAUACACCACGCGGAACAUCCUAUGCAUGCCCAUCGUUUCCAGGGGGACCGUAAUAGGGGUCGUACAGAUGGUUAACAAGCUGAGUGGAAGUGCCUUCACCAAAACAGACGAGAACAACUUCAAGAUGUUCGCCGUCUUCUGUGCUCUAGCCUUACACUGUGCCAAUAUGUACCACCGGAUCAGGCACUCUGAGUGUAUCUACAGGGUAACCAUGGAGAACUUGUCCUACCACAGUAUCUGUACUUCAGAGGAGUGGAAGAGCCUCACGAAGCUGGACCUUCCUACGCCCCUAUACAAAGAGAUAGAACUGUUUCAUUUUGACAUUAGUCAGUUUGAGGAGCUGUGGCCGGCUGUCUUUGUUUACAUGGUCCACAACUCAUGUGGAGAGACCAGUUUUGAGCUGGAGAAGUUGUGCAGGUUCACAAUGUCUGUGAGGAAGAAUUAUCGGCGUGUUCCCUACCAUAACUGGAAACAUGCGGUGAACGUGGCUCACUGUAUGUACGCCAUACUGCAGAAGACCACCGGCAUCUUCACUGAAAUAGAGAAGAAGGGUCUGCUGAUAGCCUGUCUAUGUCAUGAUCUGGACCAUCGAGGAUACAGUAACACCUACCUGCAGAAGUUUGACCAUCCUCUAGCUGCCCUGUACAGCACAUCUACAAUGGAGCAGCACCACUUCUCCCAGACUGUAUCCAUCCUCCAGCUGGAAGGGCACAAUAUUUUCUCCAACCUGACUUCCAUUGAGUACGAGCAAGUUCUAGAGGUCAUCCACAAGGCCAUCAUCGCUACAGAUCUGGCGCUCUACUUCGGCAACCGCAAACAGCUAGCUGAACUACUGAGCACUGGAGCUCUGGACCUGGACAACCACCAACACAGGGACCGUGUGAUUGGUCUGAUGAUGACAGCAUGUGACCUGUGUUCCGUUACCAAGCUGUGGCCAAUCACGCGACUCACAGCCAAUGAUAUCUACGCUGAGUUCUGGGCUGAGGGGGAUGAGAUGAAGAAGAUAGGUAUACAGCCCAUCCCUAUGAUGGACAGAGAUAAGAAGGAAGAGGUUCCUCAGGGGCAGGUGGGGUUCUACAAUGCUGUUGCGCUCCCAUGUUAUACAACCUUAUCUGAGCUCUUCCCCCCUUCUGGCCCUCUUCUACAAGCCUGCAAGGAGAACCUUGGCCAGUGGGAGAAGAUAGUGAAUGGAGAGGAGGAGGACAGUGGAGUGAGAGGAGUGUGGGCUCCGUCAGAGCCUGUUGACCCCAGGGUAGAGCCUGUUGACCCCAGGGCAGAGCCUGUUGACCCCAGGGCAGAGCCUGUUGACCCCAGGGCAGAGCCUGUUGACCCCAGGGCAGAGCCUGUUGACCCCAGGGCAGAGCCGGUUGACCCCAGGGCAGAGCCUGUUGACCCCAGGGUAGAGCCUGUUGACCCCAGGGUAGAGCCUGUUGACCCCAGGGUAGAGCCUGUUGACCCCAUGGUAGAGCCUGUUGACCCCAUUGUAGAGCCCAGCAUAGAGGAACCCUCUAACCCUGACUCAGGCCCUGUGAAGGUGGACAACUGACUAGUAGUGAAGCCACUGCUCGCCCUCACUACCACGCAAGUCAAUACGCCCCCCUCACUACCACACGCCCUCACUACCACACGCCCUCACAAUGUCCCCUGCCAGCAGGUGUGUGUACUUCCUGUCUGGACUUCCUGUGUCAGCGACUCAAUUCCUUCUGCAACAGGAAGGGGCGGGAAACAUGCGUAGGGACGAGGGAAGAUGAUUGGUGGAUUUACUGACAAGGGGAUUAUUUUCAGAAACACACAGUUACCUCAUUGGGUGAGGGAGGAGAGGAGGUAACACAGACGUUGUCACCACUCCCAUAGACAUGGACGGAGGACCGCAGGGGUGUGUUCAUUAGGUACCAAACGCAAACAAACUGCCCCGAAACAGGGAGAGACUACCUGGACCGGUCCAAUAAGAAACAGUUGUUUUUUACGAUUUCCGUUGCAAAAUGUUUUGCACUGAUGAAUACAGCCGAGUGGGGAUUCGGCACCAAUCACCUGAUCCACCAACCACCUGAUCCACCAACCACCUGAUCCACCAGUCACCUGAUCCACCAAUCACCUGAUCCACCAACCACCUGAUCCACCAACCACCCGAUCCAUCAGUCACCGGAUCGACCAGUCACCGGAUCGACCAGUCACCUGAUCCACCAACCACCUGAUCCACCAACCACCUGAUCCACCAACCACCCGAUCCAUCAGUCACCGGAUCGACCAGUCACCUGAUCCACCAACCACCUGACCCACCAACCACCUGAUCCACCAUUCACCUGAUCCACCAACCACCUGAUCCACCAACCACCUGAUCCACCAACCACCUGAUCCACCAACCACCUGAUCCACCAGUCACCUGAUCCACCAGUCACCGGAUCCACCAACCACCUGAUCCAUCAGUCACCUGAUCCACCAACCACCUGAUCCACCAACCACCUG
Messenger RNA from Oncorhynchus nerka (sockeye salmon), 4253 nucleotides. RefSeq names its product cAMP and cAMP-inhibited cGMP 3',5'-cyclic phosphodiesterase 10A-like. The transcript is spliced from 22 exons. NCBI's taxonomy places the organism in Eukaryota, Metazoa, Chordata, Actinopteri, Salmoniformes, Salmonidae. Gene Ontology annotation, biological process: signal transduction; negative regulation of receptor guanylyl cyclase signaling pathway. The record is from RefSeq and is a predicted model, not a curated record. Bases 1 to 3333 code for a protein of 1110 amino acids. Gene Ontology annotation, molecular function: protein binding; 3',5'-cGMP-stimulated cyclic-nucleotide phosphodiesterase activity.